CCGAAGGAAGGCUUGAAACCACAGGUCCCCGCUGUGCAGAGUGAUGCUUAUUCUGUUCCAUGCCAUGGUCACCCCAUUGCUCUGUGUCAUCCAGGCUGCCCCCCUUCCCAACUCCUAUAUCCUCUUUAACACCACUGAUACUCUCUGGGCUGAGACUCCCCUGAGGGAUUGGGACCUCUUCUCUCCACGUGUCACUCUGUCUAACCAAGCUCCCGAAGAGCCCCCCUUGCUUUUCCUCAUGGAGGACUCCAAUACCCAUCCUGGACAAGCUGCUAAUAGAACAUUCAAAUCCAAACGGUCAUUGGAAGGGUCCCUGCGCCGGGGAGAAAUGUCUGUAUGUGACAGUGUUAAUGUGUGGGUGACAGACAAACGGACAGCUGUGGACAUCCGUGGCAAAACGGUGACAGUGCUGUCUGAGGUCCAGACGCUUACAGGCCCCCUCAGGCAAUAUUUCUUUGAGACCAAGUGUAAUCCAGCUGGCGGAACUGUGGGUGGUUGUCGGGGUGUGGAUCGACGCCAUUGGAUCUCUGAGUGCAAGGCUAAACAGUCUUACGUGAGGGCUCUGACUAUGGAUUCUGACAAGAUUGUUGGUUGGCGCUGGAUCCGGAUUGACACUUCCUGUGUCUGCACCCUACUCACACGCACUGGUCGGACGUAGGAAAAAAGGGCAUAGACCAUGAACUCAUUUUGGCCAAUCAAAGCAUGGCCAGCUCUCUUAAUAUAUUCAGUC
Molecule: messenger RNA, 730 nt
Organism: Notechis scutatus (mainland tiger snake)
Lineage: Eukaryota; Metazoa; Chordata; Lepidosauria; Squamata; Elapidae
Gene: NTF4
Product: neurotrophin 4
Biological process (GO): nerve development; negative regulation of neuron apoptotic process; positive regulation of peptidyl-serine phosphorylation
Cellular component (GO): axon; dendrite; synaptic vesicle
Molecular function (GO): growth factor activity; nerve growth factor receptor binding
Source: RefSeq, a predicted model, not a curated record